CCGGCAGGCUCGUGGGCUUGCUCGCCCCGCCCCUCAGUGCCGCCGCUGGGCGCUUGCGCGGGGCGUGUGGCCGUGGCCGGGGUCUCCGCUGCAGCCCGAGCUGCCGCCGCCGCCUCAGUCAGUCAGUCCCCAGCAAUGGCGGAAGGAGGUGAGCGAGAAGACCUGCUCUCGCCGCCGCCCGUCUCUCCGGCCAAACGGCUGUGCUCUUGGCCCAGCCCGCAGGCUCACCUUCCGCGGGGUUCGCCAGGGACGGCCGGCGGAGGCGUGGGGGGCGUCGGCAGCAGCUGCCUGGCCUCUGGGGCCCGCCCCCACCUGCAGCCCGAGUCCUUGCUGGACUGCGCCGCCAAGACGGUGGCGGAAAAGUGGGCGUACGAGCGGGUGGAGGAGCGCUUCGAGCGGAUACCGGAGCCCGUGCAGCGCCGCAUCGUUUACUGGUCCUUCCCACGGAAUGAGCGGGAGAUCUGCAUGUACUCCAGCUUCCAGUACCGGGGCGGCCCCGGCGCCGGCGCGACCGGCGGCGCCGCGGGGGCUUCGCCGGCUGAGGAGGGGCUGCCGCCACUCCCCGGGACCGCCGCUCCGGCUGCCGGCUCCGCCCCCGGGACCGCCGCGGCGGGGGCGUCCUCGGGGCUGGGCUCUGGGGCUGGCGCCGCGGGCGGCGGCGAGGGGCUGCCGUUCCGCCGGGGCAUCCGUCUGCUGGACAGCGGCUCCGUAGAGAACGUGCUACAAGUCGGUUUUCAUCUGAGUGGUACAGUGACCGAGCCAGCCACUGCUUCUGAACCAGCAAUGACGUACAAAGUUGCAAUCAGUUUUGAUCGAUGCAAAAUAACUUCAGUGACAUGUGGCUGUGGAAACAAGGACAUAUUCUACUGUGCACAUGUGGUAGCCCUCUCACUAUAUAGAAUCCGUAAACCAGACCAAGUCAAAUUACGUCUUCCUAUCUCGGAAACCCUUUUCCAGAUGAAUAGGGACCAGCUACAGAAGUUUAUUCAGUAUUUAAUUACAGCACACCACACUGAAGUCCUUCCAACUGCACAGAAACUGGCUGAUGAAAUUCUUUCCUCCAACUCAGAAAUCAAUCAAGUGAAUGGUGCCCCUGACCCAACAGCAGGGGCAAGCAUUGAUGAUGAGAACUGUUGGCAUUUGGAUGAAGAACAGGUGAAAGAACAAGUGAAGCUCUUUCUCUCCCAGGGGGGUUACUAUGGCUCUGGAAAGCAACUCAACUCAAUGUUUGCCAAGGUUCGAGAGAUGCUGCGGAUGAGAGAUUCCAAUGGAGCCAGGAUGCUGACGCUUAUAACUGAGCAGUUUAUGGCUGACCCACGGCUCACACUCUGGAGGCAGCAAGGAACAAGCAUGACAGACAAGUGCAGGCAGCUCUGGGAUGAGCUAGGAGCUUUAUGGGUGUGCAUAAUUUUAAAUCCACACUGCAAAGUGGAAGAAAAAUCUUGUUGGCUGCAGCAACUACAGAAGUGGAGCGACCUGGAUGUCUGUCCCCUGGAAGAUGGGAAUUAUGGCCAUGAGCUGCCCAACAUCACCAAUGCACUUCCCCAGAAUGUCAGUCACAGUACAGACUCUUUAUCCAGACCAAGAAGAACAGUGUUCUCUAGAGCCAUUGAGGGUCGUGAAUUACACUGGCAGGAUAGCCACCUACAACGAAUAAUCAGCAGUGAUAUAUAUACAGCUCCUGCCUGCCAACGAGAAAGCGAGCGACUACUCUUUAAUUCGCAUGGCCAGCCACUGUGGCUUGAGCAUGUGCCUACAGCUUGUGCUCGGGUUGAUGCCCUGCGUUCUCAUGGUUAUCCAAAAGAGGCUCUCAGACUCACGGUGGCCAUUAUUAAUACUCUGAGAUUGCAGCAACAACGGCAACUGGAAAUCUACAAGCAUCAGAAGAAAGAACUGUUGCAGAGAGGAACUACAACCAUCACAAACCUAGAGGGCUGGGUGGGCCACCCUCUGGAUCCUAUUGGCUGCCUGUUUCUCACAUUGACUGAAGCCUGCCGCCUCAAUGAUGAUGGCUAUAUGGAAGUGUCAGAUAUGAAUGAAAGCAGACUCCCUGUAUACCAACAUGUACCUGUGGCUGCAGGCUGCACAAAUAGCAGUGAGUCCUACCUGUCAUUAGCCCUGGAAGUUGCUCUGAUGGGUAUGGGUCAACAGAGGGUAAUGCCUGAAGGCCUGUACGCACAGGACAAAGUAUGCCGUAAUGAGGAACAUCUCCUAAACCAUCUCCAGGAGCUGCAGCUGGAUGAUGAGCUAGUACAAACACUGCGGAAACAGUGCAUCUUAUUACUAGAAGGAGGCCCUUUCAGUGGUCUUGGAGAAAUCAUCCACCGAGAGAGUGUUCCCAUGCAUACAUUUGCCAAGUAUUUGUUCUCGGCUUUGCUGCCUUAUGAUCCAGAUCUGUCCUAUAAAUUAGCUUUGCGUGCCAUGAGGUUACCUGUUCUAGAAAACUCAGCUUCUGCUGCUGAUACUUCUCACCCUCAUCAUAUGGUGUCUGUGGUGCCCAGCCGUUAUCCUCGCUGGUUCACUCUUGGACACUUGGAAUCACAGCAGUGUGAACUGGCCUCCACCAUGCUGACUGCCGCCAAAGGGGACACUCGAAGACUCCGGACUAUUUUGGAAGCAAUACAGAAACACAUCCAUUCUUCCUCCCUCAUCUUCAAACUAGCCCAAGAUGCAUUUAAGAUUGCUACUCCCACGGACAAUAGUACAGACAGCACCCUGCUCAAUGUGGCCCUCGAGCUGGGAUUACAGGUGAUGCGGAUGACCUUGUCAACUCUUAACUGGAGGCGCAGGGAGAUGGUGCGAUGGUUGGUAACCUGUGCUACUGAAGUGGGUGUACGGGCCCUCGUGAGCAUCUUGCAGAGCUGGUACACACUCUUCACUCCUACUGAGGCUACUAGUAUUGUAGCUGCCACUGCUGUAUCCCACACCACUAUCCUGCGCCUCAGUCUUGACUACCCACAGCGGGAGGAACUGGCCAGCUGUGCUCGCACACUGGCCCUGCAGUGUGCUAUGAAGGAUCCACAAAGCUGUGCUUUGUCAGCUCUUACACUCUGUGAGAAAGACCACAUCGCCUUUGAGGCAGCCUACCAGAUUGCCAUUGAUGCUGCUGCUGGUGGCAUGACCCAUUCACAGCUGUUCACCAUUGCCCGCUACAUGGAGCUCCGUGGCUACCCGCUACGUGCCUUCAAGUUGGCUUCACUGGCCAUGAGCCAUCUGAACUUAGCCUACAACCAGGAUACCCACCCAGCCAUCAAUGAUGUGCUCUGGGCUUGUGCCCUUAGCCACUCUCUGGGCAAGAACGAGUUGGCAGCUCUCAUUCCUCUGGUGGUGAAGAGUGUACACUGUGCCACAGUGCUUUCAGACAUCUUGCGGCGUUGCACAGUGACUGCACCUGGUCUGGCUGGCAUUCCAGGCCGCCGAAGCUCUGGAAAGCUCAUGUCAACUGACAAAGCUCCAUUGCGCCAGCUGCUAGAUGCCACCAUCAAUGCCUACAUCAACACUACACAUUCACGCUUAACACACAUCAGCCCCCGCCACUAUGGAGAGUUUAUUGAAUUUCUGAGCAAGGCUCGGGAGACCUUCCUGCUGCCCCAAGAUGGCCACUUGCAAUUUGCCCAGUUCAUUGACAAUCUCAAACAGAUUUACAAAGGCAAGAAGAAACUGAUGCUACUAGUCCGAGAGCGCUUUGGUUGAAAGAGCAGAGAGCUCACUGCCAGAGCAGCCUGGGCUCCCAGCUACCAUCAAGUCAGGCCAAGGACACUGAAACAUUUGUCCACCCUGAGAGGACUCUGACCACCUGUGGCUGAGGCCACAGGACCACAGGCUAAGGAUGGGGAGAGUCCAACUUUAGCUAAUACACCUGCCUUGGCAAGCUUCUCAUUACAGCCCACUGUUCUGAAGGAGCUGGGCCCUGCAGAUUGACGGGAAAUCCCACAACAUGCCACCUCAUACCCCUAUAUCCUGUGUGUCCUGGGCACUGGCCCUCUCUCCAUUGGCAAACACAGAACACUGUUUCAUCUCAGGGAUUGCUUAACCAGAGAAACAGAAGCAUUUAUGAUACUGUAAAUAGUAUAGCAAAUGUGUUGCCAAUUAUUGUAAAGUUGUAACUAUUUAUAAUUCUGAUUGAUUUGAUAGGCACUUAACAUAGUUGGGUGGGAGGAUAGGCUUGUUGUCUGAGGAGACUCACAACCAUUUCUCAGGUUUCCCUUACAGAGUUUAUACUGUUGGCAAUAGACAAGUGGGGGUAGUGGGAGAAGUGGCCAAUUACAAUAAAUCCCCAAGUCUUGUCUAUGCAGAAACCCUAACCUGUAUACAGGGCAUCCAAAGUCCAGUGAUUGAUCAGGAGCAGAGGCCAAGACUGGACUUAGAUUUCUGCCUCAUAAAGUGGUGAGAACACUGAAGCUCCUGUUCCUGCCUCAACAGCUUCUCCAGGAGCCUGCUCAAUACUGAAUAACAAAUACAGGGAAAAGAUGAAGGUCAGGGGAGCUACAACUCAUAAUAGCUAUCUGCUCUGAUUAUUGUCAUGUUAGUAUAUAUUUUCAUCUCUACUUCCAUGUGUGUAUAUCUGUAAGUACAUUUGUCUAUGUGCAGAUAUAUACAUGUGCCUGUGUCAUGUGUGUGUUGGUGUGGGUUUCUGUGUGUUUGCUGUUUCCUUCCCAUGAUUUCAUGGGCACAUAGGAAUGUGUGGAUAUAUUCAUGUUUGUCUGUGUGUAUGCCUGCUAUCCAUCUAUCUGUCUAUGUAUGUGCCCAAGUUAUUUCUGCAUGUAGGUACAUCUGUGUAUUCAUGUUGGAAGAAUGGCGGCAUGAAGGUGGCCCUCUUUGCCAGAUCUCAUUUAUCUCAUCCUCUCUCACCAGUUAGACUUUUGCGCCCCAUCCCUGUGCUUCCACUAUUCCCCUUCUUUCUAGUUAGACAAGAUUCUAAGCACGUCUCUUGCCCUGAAAUUGGAUGCUUCAGCUUCACAGCUCUCACCUAUACUCACCGUUUUCCCCUGCCUUUCUACCUCAAGCUUCCUGUACCUGCUUUGUCACAGUCCCUUGGAUGCUGAUUUGGAGGCUGAGGCUGGUAUACCUUUGGCCUUUCCCUUCCUAGUUUCUGGCCCUGGUGGGCAACCUGCCUCAGUCCUAGCUGACCUCCACAGUGUCAUCAUGUCCCUACUACCUUCCUGACCCCUACGCUCAGCCUGAAAUUGUUAUAGAAGGUAGCAAUGGGCACUCAGAAGAGCCAAUUGAGUAUCAGUGUCUUGGUGUUUACUGUUUUGUGUCUUAGUUCUGGAGUUGGGAUAGGGUUUGAUAGGAAAGGGGUUGUAUAGCUUAGAGUGUGAACUAAGGACUUCUCUGCUUUAUUUUCCUCUUUGGCAAACUGUUUAUGUCAUUUUUCUUUUUUUACUUUAAAUUGACCAAUAUGUUGUAUUGCCUACUUGUAGCUACUAAAGUCUUGCUCUAGGGCCCAUAUAACAUCUCAGCCCAGUGAGUUGGUUAAAAAAAAAAAAGCAGCUGCCACUCCCACUUCUGUAUUACAAAGGUCCUUUUAUAGCAAGUGUGCAAAUUCACAGUGAUUUUCUAUGAAUAAAUCAUGGAUCACAGAAAAGA
Messenger RNA from Cavia porcellus (domestic guinea pig), 5589 nucleotides. It is a transcript of the gene Zswim5, whose product is annotated as zinc finger SWIM-type containing 5. Gene Ontology annotation, cellular component: Cul2-RING ubiquitin ligase complex. Gene Ontology annotation, molecular function: zinc ion binding. The record is from RefSeq and is a predicted model, not a curated record. The transcript is spliced from 14 exons. The coding region runs from base 136 to 3693 and encodes 1185 amino acids. Lineage: Eukaryota; Metazoa; Chordata; Mammalia; Rodentia; Caviidae.